Cataglyphis hispanica is the source of this 2365-nucleotide messenger RNA. RefSeq names its product cytochrome P450 4C1-like. The transcript has 12 exons. Bases 551 to 2086 code for a protein of 511 amino acids. Gene Ontology annotation, molecular function: monooxygenase activity; oxidoreductase activity, acting on paired donors, with incorporation or reduction of molecular oxygen; heme binding. NCBI's taxonomy places the organism in Eukaryota, Metazoa, Arthropoda, Insecta, Hymenoptera, Formicidae. The record is from RefSeq and is a predicted model, not a curated record.
AGACACAGAGAACUUAAACAACAUAUACGAUAGAGGUCGUUCUCAGUAUUCCAAACAUAGUGGUUGACACAAUGUCAGUUUCAUUCCGAUUUUUCUCUUUCUACUUUUUAACUAUAACGCAGCAUUAGUUGAUGAAAACAUCGUCGUAAUAUAAAUACACCUUAGAAUGUUAUUCCGCGAUCAAAUCUUGAAUAGAGAAGAAGUGGAUAUCCUAUAUAAUAUUUUGCUUUUUAAAAAUUCUUUAUUGCUCUUUAAAAAUUAUUCUUUUUUUGAAAAAAGCAUCUAUUUCUCAUCCUUUUUUUCUUACUUAUUUUAUCUUAUUUUGUCUUAUCUUAUAUUACAUUUUAUUAUUACACUUAUUUUAUCUUAUCUUUAUCUUAUUUUAUCUUAUAUAUAUAAUUAUACAUUUAUAAGUAUAAAGCAUAAUAAAUUGUAAGACAUAAUUAGUGAUGAAAUAGUGAUGAAAUAUCUGCUAAAAGUGUCACAAAUAUCUUGGCGAAACAUCAUUCUUCUUAAACAUCAGGUGCUCUGAUAACUAACAGCUACGAGAAUGGAUUUAAUCUUUUUGAUACUAAGCGUCUUGUUCGUUCUUUUAAUAAUCUUUGCAAUUAUAUCGACAAUAUAUCAUCAAUAUGUUCUUCGACGAAACCUAAAAAACAUUCCUCAAGUUGGUAGAUUUCCUUUUGGCGUGGCAUUUGAGAUAUUGAAACUGGCAGAUUAUGAACGUGUACAAUGGUUUGAGCAACAUAUGCUUCAUUUUAAAGAUGGAAUUUUCGUUUUAUGGAUUGGCCUAAAACCAAUAAUUAUGCUCUAUAAACCUGAAUUUUUUAAGAUUAUUUUGUCCAGCACUGUAAAUAUCGACAAAGACAUUCCUUAUAGUAUGAUGAAAUCUUGGUUAGGCAAAGGACUUCUAACUUCUUCAGGAAAACAAUGGAAUCAUGAUAGAAAACUCAUCGAACCAACGUUUCACUUUAAUAUGCUAAAUAAAUUUGCCGUGGUUAUAUCCGAAAAAGCAGAGAUCUUAACAAAAUGUCUCGAGAAGAAAAUUGCAAGGAACCCAGGAAAAGCUAUCAAUAUUUUUCCGUUUGCUAACAAUGUUGCUCUCGAUGUUAUAUGUGAAACAGCAAUGGAUGUAAAUAUACAUGCUCAAGAAAUUGAAACCGAAUAUACCGCAACAAUACAUAGAAGUUCUAAAUUAAUAGUGGAGCGAUUUUUUCAACCGUGGCUUUGGUCAGAUUGGUUGUAUGAUUUAAUGCCUUCAGGAAGAAAAUACAAUUUAGGAAUUAAUACAAUACAUACAUUUUCGAAAGAGGUGAUUCGUAAGAGAAAGAUUGCACGACAAUCGGAAAAUGGUUCUGUCAAAUCGGAAAACGAGGAUGACGAAUUUGAUAUAGGUAAGCGAAAGAGGAAAGUUUUUGUCGAUAUGUUACUAGAUCAAAAUGAGAAGGACGAAACUCCAUUAACCGAUGAUGAAUUAAGGGAACAAAUCGAUACAUUCAUGUUUGCAGGUCACGACACAACUGCGGUUGCGAUAACUUGGACGCUCUUUCUUUUGGGCAAUAAUCUGGAGCAUCAAGAAAAAGUUCAUGAAGAACUCGAGGAUGUUUUCAAAGAUUCAAAGACACCAGCUAGCGUAAAGGAAUUGUUGCAAUUAAAAUAUCUCGACAGGGUCAUAAAAGAAACGCUCAGAAUAUUCCCAAGUGUACCCUUGAUCUCAAGACAAUUAAAGGAAAAUGUAAAGAUAGGUGAUUAUAUGCUUCCGAAAGAUACCAUAGUCGUAUUGGGAAUCUCAUUAAUGCAUAGAAAUCCGGAAGUUUGGUCAGACCCAAAAAAGUUUGAUCCAGAUCGCUUUCUUCCGGAUAAUUUGAAAUAUAGGAAUCCAUAUGCUUAUGUUCCAUUCAGUGCUGGACCAAGAAAUUGUAUCGGCCAAAGAUUUGCUUUACUCGAAGAAAAAGCCAUAUUAACAGCUAUUUUGAGAAAGUGGAGAGUGAAAAGUGUAAAAACAAUGGAUACAGUUCAAUAUGGGUUUACUGUCAUUUACCUACCGUGUGAAGAAAUAUUCAUCCAUUUCACGCCAAAAGAAUAAUCAAUUUAUUAUUUUAUCAAUUUAUAUUUUGCCAGGGUUGGCAAAAAAACUUGUUUUUUUUAUCAUUUUAAACAAAAAACAUUGGUUAUUUUUGUUUAAAAUUCUCUAUACAAUUUUAUGUAUAUUUUGAAAUAUAGGUAGAUGAUGGUUUCGAUGGUUGUCCGUCAUACGGACAAAUGUUAUUAACUUUUUAAUAUUUUAACUUAAGUUUUAACUGUUUAAUUAGUUACCUUGAUAUAUGUAUAAUAUCUAAAUAUAAAACCAGAUAGGCAGAUUAAA